Molecule: messenger RNA, 1126 nt
Organism: Malus domestica (apple)
Lineage: Eukaryota; Viridiplantae; Streptophyta; Magnoliopsida; Rosales; Rosaceae
Gene: BHLH15
Product: transcription factor bHLH47
Molecular function (GO): protein dimerization activity
Source: RefSeq, marked provisional
CAGCAAAGAGGCAAGCGCUCGCCACACGCCUUCCGCUGCCUCGUUUUCUCCCGCCACACUCUCUGUCUUCCUCCUCCCCUAAACGCCAAGCGUAACAGUUACCUCUUUCAAUCCAUUACAUUUCAUCUCCGGAUAUAUAAAAUCUCCAAUUUUCCUCAGAUUCCGUCAAAAUUCCUCAACUUUUCUUGAUCCAAGUCCCAAUUUUUUGUUCCCGCCAUUUCCAUCUGCAGGCUAUAGAGCCUUAUUCAGUUCAUCGAGAUAAUCAUGGGUUCACCGGAUCCUUUGCCGGCAGCUGAAGAGGGUAAUGUGGCAACGGAGGCAUCAGUGCGCCGGGCUUGUCCUGGAAUAAAGAAACAGGGGAAAAUUCCUAAGAGAAUCCGCAAGGCUGAGAGGGAGAGACGGAAGCGUGAGCAGUUUAACGAGCUUUUUCUUGGGCUGGCUGAUGCCCUUGAACUGAAUGAGCAGAACAGUGGAAAGGCCUCCAUAAUAAGUGAAGCUACUCGACUGUUAAAGGACUUGUGUGGUCAGAUUGAAUGCUUACAGAAGGAAAAUGCAUCCCUGUUGUCUGAAUCGAACUAUAUGACUCUCGAGAAGAAUGAGCUGAGAGACGAUAACUCUGCCUUAGAAACUCAGAUUGAGAAAUUGCAAAGUGAGAUACAAGAGAGGGUGGCACAGUCUAAACCGAACCUGAAUGCACCACCUCGAGGAGAAUUGAGACCAGAAGUUCCCUCCCAUUUUACCGGAAAUUGCAUCAGUUUGCCCACUCAAGAACCCAGCUUGCAGCAAGCACCUGCUGUCUUUGUUAUGCCCUUCUGCCCUGAUCUCCAAGCUUAUCCACUGCCGGAUGCCACCCACCCCACAUCUAACACCACCUCACAUGUGAGCAAACCGCAUGCUAGGCCGACCUCGGUGGAUUCUUGGCCGUUCCAACUUCUCGGCGAGAAAACAACCGCAGGCAAAGGAUUUCGACAAAGUGGUAAAAGCGACCCUAGUAAUAUGUAAACUUCGUAAUCGAAAUGGUUUAUGUGCCCUUUACCUCUUGCUGGGUAUAAUUGACAAUGCCCCAUAUUUUGUAGGCUGUUAGAUUUCUAUCGUUGUAUUUUUUAUUGUUAGAUUUUUUAUCGCA